Molecule: messenger RNA, 2796 nt
Organism: Cryphonectria parasitica EP155
Lineage: Eukaryota; Fungi; Ascomycota; Sordariomycetes; Diaporthales; Cryphonectriaceae
Exons: 2
Coding region: 1-2796 (931 amino acids)
Source: RefSeq, a predicted model, not a curated record
AUGUCAGGUAGUGUCUUUUCAGAGACGCUACAGGAGAUCACGAGCACGAAGCUCGAUGAGCUGUCCAAGCGCAGGGCCGCGUUCGAGGCUGCCAGGACAGCAAUCCCCAAGUAUCUUAGUCCAGAGCUGGACCCCAUUCACAGACUGAUACUCGUCAAGGACGGUGUCAAGAGAUGUUUCGGCCUCAAGACGAACGAGGAGGCGAGUGCCGAGGCUGGCACGCGUUUGGGCAGCAGUCUUGACCUCACGUUAUCAAACGCCGAACGCUUUAUUUCACUCGCUCGUCAUGACCCUUCAGUCUCCGAGAAUAUCAUCGCGGACCACGAGAAGGCACUGUUCCGUGAGCUUGAAGUGCAGUCACACAAGUAUCGCUACGCCGCUCUGUACGGCGAGCUUGUCACGGAGUGGCUGGCUAGCGACCAGAAGAUGGGACUCGGGACCAUUCGACAAAACGAGGGUGAUGAUGUUGAGAUGGUGGAUGUUGGCAGCGCCGCCAAGUUGAAGUCGAAAGAGGAGUGGGAGGGUAAGGUCUUUGAACGAGCUGAUGUCAAUGUGGAGAGCCUGAACCGGUACCUGGACGAUAUUUUCAUCUCAGACGGAGCCAUCGGCGAAGAAGCAGCCAAGGAAAAGCGAUUGGCACUCGAGAAGAUGAGAACUGCAGUAGCAGAUUUUGAGCGCGAGUUAUCUGAGCCGCGCCAAUUCAGGCACACCACUCUGAAAUGGGUGAUCGACGGUCUGGUGGCCUCUGACCUCGUGUCCAACGAGCAGCGUGAAGUGCUCAAAGACUUCAGGUCUAACAACGUCAUCCUGUCUGAGGUGGCUGACGUUCUUAACAUGCGCAUCUCUGCUCUCGAGUCGUGGAACUGGGACCCAUCGGGCGUCCCUAUCGAGCAACGUCGAAAGGUCAGCGGUGUCUUCAGCGUGCACAUACACGAAGAUCUGCUACAAGCCAUCUUUUUGCAGUACAUUGGCGUCAAAUGGUCCGUUUUCCUGAGAACGACAUUUACCACUUUUCAAAGCAGCCUGGCUUGGUCCAGUCUCACAGAUGACAUACCCCUUGCCGAGAAACGACGCCUCGAGUAUUAUGUCGGCCCGGUACGUCAACACCGCAGUCUACAAAAGUUACGCAAGAAAAGAUACCUGACCAACUACCACGUGGCCAAACUUCUGACCAGCCCCAUUGCUGCGGCCAAGCCAGCCGAUGGGGAGGUCGAGGCAAGCUACUGCCUCGAUAAUUGUGACACCGAGGAAGAAAUCGAAAAGAAGAUUGACACCCCAGUCGCUGCGAAGCAGCAACUGCUGCAUCUCCUCUCGACCGAGCUCGUCAUCAACACCCGGCUGUCCGGCGAGCUUACUGCGUUCCAUGCUGUUCUCGCCGAUUUCGAGACUUCGCUACCCCACGAAACCAUCCUUGCAGUUCUCAAGUAUCUCGGUAUCUCGCAAAUUUGGUGCAACUUCUUCCUGCGGUUUCUUCAGGUGCCUCUGAGGUGGAAUGAUGAGUUGUCAGCCCCCACAAAGGUUCAGCAGAGAGGCGUUCCCGCAUCGCACGUCCUCAGUGAUGUCUUUGGGGAGGCAGUCCUCUUCUGUCUGGACUAUUCCGUCAACCAGGCAGCACUGGGGCAAUUACUCUGGCGGUAUGGGGAGGACAUGUGGUUCUGGUCGCCAGAUCAUGCUACAGCUGUGACGGUUUGGACGGCCUUGGAGAAUUUUGUCUUCAUUACAGGCACUUCGCUCAACUACCAGAAGUGCGGCGCCGCUCGGGUCACGGGCAACGGUCUCCAAGGCAAGCCGCUCGACAAGGCACUGCCCGCUGGGCAAAUACGAUGGGGCUUCCUCGUAUUGUCUCCAGAGACAGGGCAGUUCGAGGUCGACACCAGCAUGAUCGACGUCCAUAUUGACGAGCUCCGUAAGCAGCUGAUGGAGAAGCAGCACAGCAUCCUGGCUUUCAUCCAGACCUGGAACACCUACGUCGGGACGUUCCUAACAAGCAACCUUGGAAAACCAUCCAACUGCUUCGGACAGGUCCAUGUGGAUGCGAUGCUUGCAGCACACCAGCACAUCCAGCGUCGCAUCUUUACAGGCAAGGGCAGUGGCGGUUUUGAGGCAACCUCGAGCAUUAUUGACUACCUCAAAACCUCCAUCACAGAGCGGUUUGGCAUCACCGACAUACCUGACGGGUACUUCUACUUCCCAACGGACCUGGGAGGUCUCGAACUCCAGUCACCGUUCAUCUCUUUGCUGUAUAAACGCGAUGCGGUCCUGGAUUCCCACGAAAGCCUGAUUCAGAAGAUGCUUGAAGCCGAGCGCAGCACCUACAACCGACUCAAGUCGCGUUUCGAAGCGGAGGUCCCAGAUACUCAGCCCAUGCAACUUUUUGGUCGCAAUAAUGACUCCAAGUGGAAGCCCGAGUCUCAACACGACCAACGAACAUUUAUGAGCUUUGAACAGUUCACGCAAUACCGUGAGGUGCUGUGCAUUAUGUUCGACAGGAUAGGUGAACCCUUUGACGUGUUCUCCGUCUUCAAUAAGCUCAUGGAGGAGCCGGAGGAUAGCGCGCUGAAUAUCGCGUCCUGUGGUUGGAUUUCCAAUGCGCUUGGCCAGAUACAACAAAGUGAACAUAGUGGUCCAAUAGGCGACUCUUGGGAAGCCAUGACACCGUAUUGGCAAUGGAUCGCCAAGAUGUAUGGGCCCGAGAUUGUUGAGAAGUUUGGGGGGUUCAACAUUGUUGAUCGUGGGUUGCUCCCUAUGGGGAUGGUCGGACUUUUUAGGGAGAAGAGAGUCACUUGGAAAGGCUGA